Molecule: messenger RNA, 1403 nt
Organism: Cannabis sativa
Lineage: Eukaryota; Viridiplantae; Streptophyta; Magnoliopsida; Rosales; Cannabaceae
Exons: 13
Coding region: 158-973 (271 amino acids)
Biological process (GO): protein N-linked glycosylation; positive regulation of SREBP signaling pathway
Molecular function (GO): alpha-1,6-mannosylglycoprotein 6-beta-N-acetylglucosaminyltransferase activity
Source: RefSeq, a predicted model, not a curated record
UUUGGUUUGUUCUCAUAGUUUUUAAGUGGGUUCUAUAUAAAUUUUGAUUGCUACGUUGGUUGAUCCGGUACUCUAGUAAUUCUUAUAUGCGUGUUGUUUUACUUGUUGCUAGGGAGGUUUUGAUGUGGAAUUUGUAAAAAUACAAACAUAAUAGAGAAUGUCGACGCCCCAUCUUAGUUGGUCCUUCCUAAUCCUCAACUUACUCAUCUUUCAUUUUCCAUUAAGAACCUCAGCAAUCAGGAAGGAUAUUGGAUUAGGAAAACGUAUUUGCAGGAAUACGGUUCAAGGAAGAUACUCACUGUCCGAUGACAAUGGCUAUGUUUGUGAUGCUCUAUCAGUGGAUUCAGAAUCUCGCUGCUGUCCUGAAAUAGGAGACAAAUUUUCUUGUCAUGGAUGCAACCUUCUUUCACAGUGUUGCAAUUCUUAUGAAUAUUGUGUGUCUUGCUGCUUAAAUCCAUCAAAGACGAUGAAGCACAGUAUCAUAAAGAUGAAGAUUGCAAAGCCAGCUACUGCAGGAACUUAUGCAAAUGUCUUCGACUUUUGUGCUGGGAGGUGCCGUCAUAAUUCUGAGAGUGUGGUUCAUGAAAAUGCAUACAUCAGCGAUUUUCAUCACUGUUUCUCCACGACAUCAAAGUCUUCAGGGGCAAAUUCUACAAUGCUAGAAGCCAGACUUAAUGGCAUUGAUGUUGUUGUUGGAAGGCAAGGUGAGUCAUGUGAUUCAGUUUGCAAGUCAAAUGGACAAUCAUGUGUUCCAAAUAAGCUUUUGGUGCUUAAUCAAUGUGACAUUAUGCAGAAAUACAUGCGAUGCAAAGGAGCUUGUUUGUCAAGCAUGGGAUCCGAUCAACCUGCUGAAGUUGUUGAUAAUGCCCCUAAACAUUUGAAUCCUGGAGCAUGUUUGUACACCCGGACGCAGUCCAUGCUUUCAUGUGAUGGUUCUCAUCAGCAUACCAGGAGGUUGUGCCCUUGUGCAUAGUGUGCAUUUAAUUGAUUCAUGUAUGUUCAUAUUGGCUGCUGUCUGCAGUUUUUCUAAUGCUGUUUGUGAAGGUAUUGAAUGUUUCGAAAAGUUUUGAAGGCCCCCACAACUAGAUGAAAUUGAGAAUCACACUAUUGUCCAGUGGUCAAGUUUUGAAAUUUCAUUCCAUGCAUACGUUUAAAUAUUUUUGGUUAGUCGGAAACAAAACACAAUGGUUAUUUCAGGCACUAUACUCCAGAGAUUAUAAUCUUUGCUUUGUAAUUUCAACCAAAAAAAAGUUGGCAAUCUUGACGGAAAUUCUGUAUAUACUAGGAAACAUCAGUACCACUCUUGGGCAUUUCUUAUGAAUGAUGUUAAUAAUCGUAACUGAUGGAAUUUGUGUAUCAUUUCCUUCUAAUAGCAACUUCUAUUGAUAAAUUUUUAACCAAAA